AGCUGCAGCUCUUGACUUUUACCUAUUACAUUAUACAGUGUUACUUAUGCUAGUCCUUCAAUUCAUUAAAUAUUCAUUUCUACGGCAGAAAUCCCUCAAGUUGUUGUCAUGACCAUGCCAGACAAGGCUUGUGAGCUGGUGAACAAGGAUGUGAACAGAAUCUACUACAGCAAGGAGAUCAAAAAGAAGAUGCAGAUCUGCAGUAAUGAGCUAGGCGUUCCCAUGAACUGCGUCCUGCCGGUGAAGAACUACCACGAGGAGGGGAUGCUGGAUAACGACAUGGAUAUCCUGAUACUCAACGCCAUGACUCAAAUUAUGAACUUCGCCAACGACUACCUCUGGGACCUCCAACAACAUGCAAAUCAAAAAUAGAAUGAGUAUUAAGAGAUGAGUUAGUGAGCCCUGCAGUUUAAGAUAGGAAUAAAGUUCUUAAUUUCUAUAUUUUUGACAUUGUGGUGGUAUCAUUUUACUUCCAUGUAGAGGCCUAAAUAUGUUAUCUGCGGCUCUGUGAGAAAUGUAUUUUGAGUGAGUAUGCAUUUCAUGUGACAAGAAAAUCUUUAAAAUAAACUGAGCAUU
Molecule: messenger RNA, 576 nt
Organism: Salvelinus sp. IW2-2015
Lineage: Eukaryota; Metazoa; Chordata; Actinopteri; Salmoniformes; Salmonidae
Product: interferon-induced protein 44-like
Biological process (GO): immune response
Source: RefSeq, a predicted model, not a curated record